AAAGAUAGAAAUGAUGAGAUGGGGUUGAGUUGGUUAAGUGAUUUGAGGCCUCAGCUUUUUACGAAAAUUUUAACUUCAAGCGUGUUGAGGUGGCCACGCGCAGUCCGCGGAUGAAGAAAGUGAACGAGGAAGGAAGAGAUAGGGGUCUGUCUAUGUCUUCGUUCAUCGCUUACUCCUCCUCCUCCUUCUCCACCUCCACCUCCUCCUUCUCAGGAGCAUUAAGUCGGUGGCUUUUGUACUAUUCUCCCCUAGUCGGUGGUGGCGGCGGACGUAGAAGUGGAGGUGUGGUGGUGGUGGUGCAAGUGACCUUGGAGCGUCACUGCAUCGUAACCACACAACGAAUAGGAAAUAGUCCAAUUGAGAAAUUGAAUGGCACCACCAUUAUCAGAAGGAAUUAGUCCUGUGAUGAAUACUAGAACUGUUAACAUUACUGUAGCUGUGGCGAUUGAUAAGGACAAGAACAGCCAGUAUGCUGUGAAAUGGGCCAUUGAUCAUCUCUUGAAAACCAAUCCCAACAUUAUCCUCAUCCACGUUAUCAAUCGCGUCUGGGAAAACCAGGGUUUGGGUUUGAACGAGGCUAGCCCCGAUGAUUACCGGGAAACUACUGAGGACGUUCACCAGCUUUUCCUCCCCUACCGUGGAUACUGUGCUCGGAAAGGGGUUAAAAUCAGGGAGGUUGUACUUGAUGACUUCGAUAUUUCCAAGGCAAUCAUUGAUUAUCUCAACUUACAAUGCAUCAACAACGUUGUUGUUGGUGCAUCGUCUAAGAAUUCCAUCACAAGGAAAUUUAGGAACCCAUAUGUGGCAACAUGUUUGAUCAAAUCUGCACCAGAUUUCUGUACGGUAUACGUAAUUUCAAAAGGGAAAGUGGCAUCGAUCAGAUCAGCAAAUCGGCUCCCGCCUCUUAAUGUCAUGAAUAAUGCAACACCCAUAGAAUUACAGUCACCUCGAGUAGUUCCACAGCUUCAAACCCCUGAAACUCCUGUAAUCGUAGAAGGCAUCAAAAGAACACCAACUGGUAAUACUGGGGAGAAGUGGAAGAAAACAGGUGUUGGGAGAAGGGUUUUGGAGAGGAGCAUGGAUCGUGAGUUAGUGAUUAAACCACCAAGGUCAAGGAACAGUAUAGAAAAUUUUUCAUCAAUGGAACACCUGGGUUUCGCUACCAUAAGCCUGGAUUACACAUCCCCUAUGACAAGGAAUUCAAGCCGUGAAUCCAUCUCCCUCGACAGAGAUUUCUCUAGCAGCAGCUUGUGUUUCCGGUCCAUGGACAUGGAUUCAGAAAAUGAUUUCGGCAUCGGAUCUGGUCUUAAUAGUCCCAUUGGUGGCGGCUCCUUCAAUGCAAAUUCCUCGCGAGAUAUGGAGGCAGAGAUGAAAAGACUAAGACAGGAGCUGAAGCAAACCAUGGACAUGUACACCACAGCAUGCAGAGAAGCAAUCUCAGCGAAGCAAAAGGCUAAAGAGAUACAUCAGUGGAAGAUAGAAGAACGUCAUAAAUUUGAGGACACCAGGCAUGCAGAAGAAGCAGCUCUUGCAAUGGCUGAGAUGGAAAAAGCGAAGUGCAGGGCUGCCAUUGAAGCUGCCCAAACGGCACAAAAGCUAGCUGAAAAGGAGGCAAGUAGGAGAAAACAGGCAGAAUUGAAGGCCCAGCGUGAGUCAGAAGAGAGGAUGAGAGCACUAGCUGCAUUGGAAAACAUUGACAUUAGGUAUAGAAAAUAUGCCAUUGAAGAGAUUGAAGCUGCCACCGAUUCCUUCGCGGAAGGCAAGAAGAUUGGUGAAGGUGGAUAUGGGCCUGUUUAUAAAGCCUUACUGGAUCACACCCCUGUUGCUAUCAAGGUUCUCAGACCAGACGCCCAACAUGGAAGGCAGCAAUUCCAACAAGAGAUAGAGGUAUUGAGCAGCAUCAGACACCCAAACAUGGUUCUACUCCUGGGUGCCUGCCCAGAAUACGGAUGCUUGGUAUAUGAACACAUGGAAAAUGGAAGCUUAGAAGACAGGCUAUUCCGAAGGGGGAACACACCAUCAAUCCCAUGGGGGCUCAGGUUCAAGAUUGCUGCAGAAAUUGCCACUGGCCUAAACUUCCUCCACCAAAGCAAACCAGAACCCCUUGUGCAUAGGGACCUCAAGCCUGCAAAUAUCCUCUUAGACCGCAAUUACGUAAGCAAGAUCAGUGACGUUGGGCUAGCACGGCUAGUCCCUCCCUCUGUCGCCGACUGUGUCACUCAGUAUCGCAUCACAUCGGCGGCCGGAACCUUCUGUUACAUAGACCCUGAGUAUCAGAAAACAGGAAUGUUGGGUGUCAAAUCAGAUAUCUAUUCCUUGGGGAUAAUGUUGCUUCAGAUCAUCACUGCUUUGCCUGCGAUGGGUCUCUCACAUAAGGUAGAGAAAGCUAUUAAGAAUGGAGUCUUUGAUGACAUUCUUGAUCCAACAGUGUCGGAUUGGCCUGUAGAAGAAGCUUUGGAGUUUGCAAAGGUAGCUCUCCAGUGUGCUGAGCUUCGAAGGAGAGAUAGACCAGACUUGACUUCAGUGGUUUUGCCUAUUUUGAACCGGCUAAGAGAUCUUGGGCACUGUGAAGCUGAAACCACUUGGAGUAUUAGCUCCUCUACUAUUCUCAGUUAUGGUCCACCUUCUUACAGAAACUUUACCAGGUCAAGAUCAAGAUUCUCCACUGUUCAGGAUAUGUCGAGGAGCAAUCUUAUGGGAAGUCAACGUAGUAAUCUCUCAGAAAAAAGUGGAAACAGUUCAAGUCCAAGACCUGUAAAUGGAAAUGGAGAAUUAGUGCCCAGAAGGCUUGUUGCAUUGGAAGAUGGUUCACAGUGUUGCGGAGACAUAUAAGGAAGUAAUUCAUGUUUAUUUUUUAGAGUGUUCCUUUUUUUUUUUUUUGGUACUCAAAAAUAGAGAAAAAUAUAGGGAUAUAUAUGGCCUUUUCCUUGAGUCCAACAUACAGAAGUUGUGAAAAGGAGGGCGUGCACAAAGGUUGGAUCUAUUUAUGCUUUACACAGUUAACUGGUUCAGGUAAGACACUUCGGAGGAACUACUACUUCACAUAUGAGAGGUGGGAGACUCCAUUGUUUUGUCCUUUUGGGGCCUUGUGGAUUAUAAUUCAAUGAAUCCAUCUUUUGUUUUUUC
Macadamia integrifolia is the source of this 3126-nucleotide messenger RNA. Its product is annotated as U-box domain-containing protein 52-like. Gene Ontology annotation, biological process: protein phosphorylation. NCBI's taxonomy places the organism in Eukaryota, Viridiplantae, Streptophyta, Magnoliopsida, Proteales, Proteaceae. Gene Ontology annotation, molecular function: protein kinase activity; ATP binding. The transcript is spliced from 9 exons. Bases 370 to 2832 code for a protein of 820 amino acids. The record is from RefSeq and is a predicted model, not a curated record.